Helobdella robusta is the source of this 1213-nucleotide messenger RNA. RefSeq lists its product as hypothetical. NCBI's taxonomy places the organism in Eukaryota, Metazoa, Annelida, Clitellata, Rhynchobdellida, Glossiphoniidae. The record is from RefSeq and is a predicted model, not a curated record. The transcript is spliced from 10 exons. Gene Ontology annotation, cellular component: cytoskeleton. The coding region runs from base 182 to 1213 and encodes 343 amino acids. Gene Ontology annotation, molecular function: guanyl-nucleotide exchange factor activity; cytoskeletal protein binding.
AAAUAAAAUGGAUACAUUUGUGAUAUUUGAAAUUGAAUAGAGUAUAUAAUUUCUCAAUCCGUUUGAUUGUUUCGUUUUCUUAUUUAAAUUAAUUUAAUUUAACUAAAAUGUCGGUUGAUCCGUUGUUCAAUUUUCGAGUUUAUAGAUCAACAAUUUUAUUUAAUUAAAAAAUUUUACCAAAAUGAGUCAGCCGGCUUCCCCGUCUUCAAAUAAAAAAAAUCUAGUAUGCCGUGUACUGAUGCUAGAUGACUCUGAGGAACUCCUCUAUGUACCUAUGAAGAGUCAUGGGAGUGUGCUGUUCAAUAUGGUGAUCUCAAAGUUAAAACUACUGGAGGCAGACUACUUUGAUCUUCAGUAUAAAAAUGUUGAAGGAAUCCAAUGCUGGCUAGACCACGAGAAGCUGAUAACCAAUCAGCUGCCACAGAACCACCUGAAUUUUGAAUUUGUGGUCAAGUUUUAUACACCAGACCCAGGAAUGCUGGAAGAGGAACAUACCAGGUAUUUAUUCGCACUGCAAGUAAAGAGAGAUCUACUCAGUGGCAGAAUGCAGUGCCAGGAGCAGACUACAGCCCUCUUACUGUCCUACAUAGUUCAAGCUGAUUACGGCGACCUGACGGAUGAAGACCUGGAGAUGAACCCUGACUACUUGAGGUCGGUCAAGUUGUUUGAGAACAUGUCCCCGUCACUCGAAAGCAAGAUCAUACAAAACCAUCGAGCCCAUUUUGGUCAGUCACCAAUGGACGCGGAUUACAAUUUGCUGGACACUGCUCGAAAGGUGGAAUUUUACGGAAUAAACAUUACACAAUGCAAAGACCAUGAAUCAGUGCCCUUACACCUGGCGGUCAUCCACAUGGGCAUUGUGGUCUUCCAGAAUGCAACCCGCAUUAACACUUUUUCGUGGGCUAAGAUCCGAAAACUCAGUUUCAAAAGGAAAAAGUUUCUCAUCAAGUUGCACCCCGAAGGAUUUGGUUUCUACAAAGACACAGUUGAGUUUUACUUCAACUCUCGAAACGAGUGUAAGAAUUUCUGGAAGAAGUGUCUGGAGCACCAUGCAUUCUUCAGGUGUCAGUCAGUUAAGAAGAUUCCAAGAAACAAGACUAGAGUUGUCAGCCAUGGCAGUUCGUUCAGAUACAGUGGUCGCACUCAGAAGCAGUUAGUUGAUUACGUGAGAGAGAACUUCGUAAAAAGGCCCAACUUUCAAAGGUCUGUGUAG